Aspergillus aculeatinus CBS 121060 is the source of this 1389-nucleotide messenger RNA. RefSeq lists its product as uncharacterized. Bases 208 to 1068 code for a protein of 286 amino acids. The record is from RefSeq and is a predicted model, not a curated record. Lineage: Eukaryota; Fungi; Ascomycota; Eurotiomycetes; Eurotiales; Aspergillaceae. The transcript has a single exon.
CUCUUCCCCUCAAAUCGUCACUCCAACCGGCUAUUCACAACUCGUCGCUCCUUUGAUUAUGACUAGUCGAGCGCCCCCGAUACGCAAAGCUUCCGGGAGUCGCCUGAAGCCCGUGGCAGACUCCCUGGAGACGGUGGGCUUCGUAUCUAAAGGAGACCGGAAGUACGCCUGCGCGCCUUCCAACCCCCCACCUCCGCCCGGGCUGACAUGCGCAGAUUGCUAGACCACAAAGCUCAAAAGGAAUAUUAUAAAAGUAUUGUUGAAAGAUAUAUGGCGUUCUGCGCUCUUCAUGCGAAGGACAUGGAUGCUGCCUGGACAUCCCUCCCCAGGAGCGCCUCGGAUGACGCAACCAAGAACCCGCCUGCUUCCUUACCCACGAAACCAACAGGAACAUCCACUCCUUCGGCAGCAUCAGAGUUAUCUACUAUCCUGCUCUCCCUCAGAAAGCUCCGGGAGGCCGUCCUGGCCACUGCAUCCACAAUCCCUAUCAUUUUCUCCCAGCAGGUUCACCUGUUCUCCGUUAAGAUCGCCAUCCGAGCCCAACAUCCUCCAUCGUAUACCCCCUCCCUCCGAUACCUCAUGGAAGAGCUCCACACUCCAUCGCAUCCACUUCCAGACUCCGAUUUAAAGGAGGUGAUAUCGUACCAGAUCCUUGAUUCUGCUUGCCGGCAACAGGACUUGGGUGCCGCUUAUGAGCUGCGUGCGCGGGCGCGCAGGAAAUAUGCAUUCAAUUCGUCCAUGGUCGAUGAGGUCCUGCACGCGCUGGCACAUGAUGACUGGGUUAUAUUUUGGCGCAUCCGUAGGGGAGUAGAUUCCAACAUGCGCGCCGUCCUCAACUGGGCUGAGGAACGGGUUCGAAGGCACGCUCUCAAAGCUGUGGGUAAAGCUUAUCUCAACGCCGAUAGCAAGUGGAUCACCGAAGGUUGUACCGGAGAGAAGGAGUUGACGUGGGAGAAGCUGGUGGAAUUGGAGAAGCUCGGAUGGGAGAAAGAAGGUGAUAAGAUUAUCAUUAGGAGGCCGAAGCAGAAACCCACCGUCAAUCUGACCCCCAUCAAGGAGGCUCUGUGAUGGUGAAUGGCCGAAAAGUGUUGUUAUAUCAUUAUAUCAUGGCUCGGCGAAUUAUGAUUCAAGGUUAUGGCGUCUGGCAUAGGGUAAGAUGCUUGAAUUGGUUUAGCCAUAGCACAUGGAUAAGGAGGGUUGAGCUGGAAGGGUUCUUCAACACUGUGCGGCCUGUGUCAUCGAUUGACAUUAGAUCUUGAAAUCUGCACUUGGCCGGUCCAAGUUCAGGACUCCCGUUACUGGUUGUUUGGCUACAGUCUCGACAAGAUCUGUUUUGAGCUUCCCAGCCUUCUCAGAGCACAGCUCGUAGAUAGUCGAUAAGUUGUACAC